Molecule: messenger RNA, 333 nt
Organism: Coprinopsis cinerea okayama7#130
Lineage: Eukaryota; Fungi; Basidiomycota; Agaricomycetes; Agaricales; Psathyrellaceae
Exons: 3
Coding region: 1-333 (110 amino acids)
Source: RefSeq, a predicted model, not a curated record
AUGGAAACAGAGACAGGAGUCCACUCCCAACAUCCAGUCGGCAUACCGUUACCUGUGAAAAAAAUUGUCAUAGACGUUUUCGGAGCGGAUAAAAUCGGAAAGUCAAAUCUCUGUGAAGGGAUUGCUUGUGGGCCGCCUUUCGAUUAUGAUUGGGACUAUGAUCCCACGAUUGACGUUAAUCCACAUGGAUGGCGGAGAUAUUUGAAGGUUCAAAACCCCCCUACCGAGCCAGGCAACGACGCCGAGACAAGUGUCGAAGCCGAAUGGUUAUGCUUGGAGCUCAACCCCAUAAGUUCCCGCGAGUUGGUGUCAGCCCUCGAACGUAUCUCGUGA